Molecule: messenger RNA, 1549 nt
Organism: Toxotes jaculatrix (banded archerfish)
Lineage: Eukaryota; Metazoa; Chordata; Actinopteri; Toxotidae
Gene: mns1
Product: meiosis-specific nuclear structural 1
Exons: 10
Coding region: 1-1536 (511 amino acids)
Biological process (GO): cilium organization
Cellular component (GO): motile cilium
Source: RefSeq, a predicted model, not a curated record
AUGGUAAAUCCUCUGUUUUCUCAUGUGUGUUUUUCACCGGGACAGAAUCGUAACUGGGCGUACAGCCAGCAGCAGAGGGUCAUGUCUCAGCGCCAGAGUCAGGAACAGCAGAGACAGCAGGAGGCCAUCCGUGUGGACAGGGAGAGACAGCUGCAGGCCAGUCUGCGGUCAGAGGAGAACUUUGAGAGGAAGAGACACCUGCGACAGGUGCAGGAGGAACUCAACGAGAGGCAAAUGGAGAGCGCUCUGCUAAAGGCAGAGGAGGAGAGAAUAAACAGGGAAAAGCAACUGGAACAAGAGGAGAGAAUAGCUAAAGAGCUGGCCCGCAUCAACUUCGAGAAACAGAGGGACGAGAAAAUGAGGCAGUAUAUCAAAGAGAACAGCAUGGAGCUUCGAGAGCUGGAGUCAAAACUGAAGUCUGCAUAUUUGAACAAGGAAAGAGCUGCACAGAUCGCCGAGCACAAAGCUAUGAAACUGGAGACAAUGCGUGAGGAGGCAGACUUUGCUCGCAAGAUGAAGAGCGACCAUGAGCGAGCAGCCACUGAGCAGCAGAAGCUGGCGCAGAAACGUCACGAGGAGCUGGUGCAGUAUCAGAGGGAGCUGGAGCACCAGCUCAUGGAGAGGGAGCGCAAGAGACAAGAGGCGUACGAGGAGUUUCUCAAAGAGAAGCUCAUGGUGGAUGAGAUUGUCAGGAAGAUUUACGAGGAGGAUCAGAAGGAGAGACAGCUGAAACUGGAGAAGGUCAAAGCCACUAUGCAGCACAUUGAAGAAUUCAAGAGACAGCAGGCUGAGUGGAGACGCAUGGAGCAAGAAAAGAUGGAGGCCGAGAACAGGCGGAUCAUGGAGUUUGCGAGCCAACAGCAGCACACGGAGGAGAGCCGAAUGGCUAAGAUCAGAGAGAGGGAACAAGCCAAAGAGCACCUUCAUAAAAUAUUGUCGAAGCAGAUCGAAGAGGAGAAGCAGCAGCGUGAAGAAAUGGAGCGAGUCCGUGAGGAACUUUGCUUCGAGGAACAAGAAGAGGCCAACAGGCAGAGAGAAAUCGAAGCGAUGGAGAAGAAAAUCAGACAGCGGCUGAUGAUGCAGCAGACCUGCCAGGAGCAGAUGGCUUUCAAAGAGAUGAAGAGGCAGGCAGAGAAAGAGGAAGAGGAGGCCUUCAGGAAAAUAAUGAUGGCUAAGUUCGCGGAGGACGAUCGCAUAGAGCAGAUGAAUGCCCAGAAACGACGCAUGAAGCAACUCGAGCACAAACGCGAGGUGGAGAAACUGAUAGAGGACAGGAGACGGCAGCGUGAGGCUGACAUGGAACUGGAGGCUAAAGAAAGAGCGAUUGAGGAGGAGAGGGAGGCGCUGCGUAGACAGAUCAUUGAAGAAGAGAGGCAGCAACUUCUUCAACGUCACGCAACAAAACUCCUUGGAUACUUACCUAAGGGCUUGCUCCGUGAAGAUGACCUGGAGCACUUUGAUGAAGACUUCAGAAAAAGCUUUAAAGCACGUCAGGCUGACAUCUUGUCUGAAGACGGCUGGGACAGCGAUGAAUAAACGUUUUUCUCCC